Spizellomyces punctatus DAOM BR117 is the source of this 1779-nucleotide messenger RNA. RefSeq lists its product as uncharacterized. Gene Ontology annotation, biological process: positive regulation of transcription by RNA polymerase II. The transcript is spliced from 4 exons. Gene Ontology annotation, molecular function: DNA-binding transcription factor activity, RNA polymerase II-specific; protein dimerization activity; RNA polymerase II cis-regulatory region sequence-specific DNA binding. The record is from RefSeq and is a predicted model, not a curated record. The coding region runs from base 279 to 1442 and encodes 387 amino acids. NCBI's taxonomy places the organism in Eukaryota, Fungi, Chytridiomycota, Chytridiomycetes, Spizellomycetales, Spizellomycetaceae.
UGAACUUUAGGACCAGAAAAGGUAAUAGGCGCCUACUAUUAUGGGCAUAUACAAAAUACCUUUUUUAUUUUCCCACCAGACACAUUAGAUACUCACACACAUUCGUUUAUUCCCACGUUGGUGUUUUCCCACACGCACUUUACUUGUUCAUCAUCAUUUGUCAUUGUCGAUGGGCAUGCAUCAGCAACGAUAGCAGUUUUUUUUUUCUUGUCUCUACGCGUUUUAGCGAGUAAAACACACACACGAGUUGUAUAGUACACGAGAACUCUGGUACAAGCAUGAGCAGCAUCGGUCCCACGUAUGAAAGUCAAGUGCAUCCCGACCUUGCGCACCAACAUUUGCAAGCGCAACAGCAACAGGACCCAUCACAGGCACACGCUCAAUUGCACCGCCAACCCGAUCUUUCAGGCUCUCUACAGAAUCCGCUGAAACGCGGUGCCUCGGCGGCCUCCUUGUCAGAGGACCCAGAGGAUAAUAACGACGACGAUGGCUCGGAUGAGGACGGAAAGCCUGGGAAAAAGUCGGGGCGUCGCAAGAUCAAGAUUGAAUACAUUGACGACAAGUCCCGCAGACACAUUACAUUUAGCAAACGCAAGGCUGGUAUCAUGAAAAAGGCGUAUGAGCUGUCCACGCUCACGGGCACGCAGGUGCUGCUCUUGGUAGCCUCGGAAACCGGUCACGUUUACACUUUUGCGACCCCAAAGCUGCAACCGCUCAUUACAAAACCUGAAGGGAAAAACUUGAUUCAAGCGUGUCUCAACGCUCCUGACCCAAAUGCUCAGCAGCAGCAGCAGCAGCAACAGCAACAGGUUGUCUACGCCCCAUCCUAUGCACCUCACCCGUACUCGCCCAUGCCUGAUGGCUCCGGCAACCGCCUUCAAGGUGCCUAUGAAGUCCCACAGCAAAAUGGCGAGUCGGCGGAAAUGUAUCAGGACAAGCAGGCCCAAGUGGCCAAUGCCGCCAACCUUCAACAGUACGCCAUGCAAUCGAAUGUGGGCGCAUUGCAAGGCUACCCAGCUGGUUAUGCUGUUCCCAUGGGUUCUGGAGUCGGCAACAGUGGUGGACCCAUUGGCCCAUAUGUGUACUCUUACCCACAACUUUCCGGAAAUCCGCAAGGGUACGGCGGCAUGGUCGGUACCGCUGCGCAGCAACAGCAGCAACUUCAACAACAGCAACAACAACAGGCACAAGCACAAGCACAGCAGCAGCAACAAUCACACCAGCAACAACAACACCAACAACAUCAUGCACAAUCACACCAUCCCCAACCCCACCCAUCACAACAAUCCCAACAGUCGUCCCAGACACAGCCACAGCCAUCCGGGUCAACGCAGCAGCAGCAACAACAGCAACAUCACCAACCGCAACAGCAGACCUUUUCAAACCAACCGUCUGGGCAAAACUCUACACAAUCGGCUGGCAACGGCCAGGAAAAAGAGUAACACUCGAGUUUAGCGCUGUUUGCGGCGAUCCGAGGAGGGCAAGACACUUGAGGGUUUCCGUGUAUAGGCAAAGGAUAUCGACCGACAGCAAGUCUAACACGGAAGAGACCGAAGGGAGCAGUCAGCUCCGUUGUGGUGUGCAAUGGGUGCAAACGUUGAAGCACUAUAGUAUAAAUUAGGAUGUUAUAGCUGACGAAGACCAAUUUUUUGAUUUUGUUUUUUUUUUUAUGAAAUAGUUUGAUUUGGCAACGAAAUCUUUCUUGUCCGCUUGGGGUACUUAAUGUCUCCCAUGAGGUACAUUCUGUUGAGUGCACAAGCGUAAAGUGCUGUGACCGUU